Molecule: messenger RNA, 1128 nt
Organism: Oenanthe melanoleuca
Lineage: Eukaryota; Metazoa; Chordata; Aves; Passeriformes; Muscicapidae
Product: collagen alpha-1(I) chain-like
Exons: 3
Coding region: 1-1128 (375 amino acids)
Source: RefSeq, a predicted model, not a curated record
AUGGCAUCACCCCGGGCGCCGGAGCGGGCGCCGGGGCCGCGGCGGAGCAGGGCGCGGGCGGCGGCGGCCAGGCACCCCGCGGCAGCAGCCCGCAGGAGGCAGCGGGGGCCGAGGGUCUCCGGGCGGCGCCCGCGGGGCGCGGGGGCGCGGGCCACUUUGGGCGCCCGGCGCGGCGGGCCGGCCUGCGGCAGCUUCGCGGGAGCCCCGGCGAGGGAGCGGGCGCCCCCCCGGGCGCGCUCUCCUCCCGGGCGGCGGGGCCCCGCCGCCGGUCCCCGCAGCGCCGCCCGGCGUGGCUCCGCGGCCCGGGACGGGGAGCAGGAGGAGGGAGGGAGGGCAGCUCCUCGCGGCUCCGGCGGAGAGGCCGCGGCUCGGCGGUGCCCGCCGCCGCCCGCUCCCUCGCUGCCUCCCGCGGCGUUCGGCCCGGCCGGGCCGGGCAAGCUGUUGCUCUCGCUCCGAGCGGCGGAGAAAGUCGGCGAGGCGGGCGGGCCGGUGCGGGCAGGCGGGGGCCGCGCCGCCGGGCGCCUCCGCGUCCCGGGGCGAGAGCGGCAGAGACAGCGGCGUCCCGGCGGCGGCGCGGGGGAGGAUCGGCCGGCGGCGGGACCCCACCGCGGGCGGGGAGCGCGGCCGGCCCGGGCGGGGCAGCGCAGACGAGCCGCCGGGUGUCCCCCCGAGGGGGCAGCGGGGCCCGACACGCCGCUCCGGCGCUUCCGCCGUGUCCCGGCCUCGAGCGGCGGCGAGACAGCAGAUCCCAGGGGCAGCGGCGGGCCUGCCCUUCCCGCGGGCUCCCCCACGGCCCCCGUCAGCCCCGGCCCCGGCGCGGUGCGGCCGGAGCGCAGCGGUGCCGCCGCUCGGUGCCCGCGCUGCGCCGAGACAGCGAUGCUCCCCCUGCCGAGCGCGGCCCUUUUACGCCCCGCCGCAUCAAGGCGCGGCCGCACCGCGCUGCCCGCCCGGCCACCCGCUUUGCCCGUGGGUUAUCGCCCGUGGGUUAUCGUCCGUGCUCGGCGGCGACCCCCGGCCACCCCCAGGACUCCCCCGCACACCCGGUCCCCUGCUGCGGGCAGCCCCGCCCGUGCCGCUCCUGGUCGGCAGCUCCCGCUGUCCCCCCUGGAUGCCCCGGGAGCAGGAUGA